Acanthosepion pharaonis is the source of this 1599-nucleotide messenger RNA. Lineage: Eukaryota; Metazoa; Mollusca; Cephalopoda; Sepiida; Sepiidae. The record is from the annotation of a GenBank genome assembly.
AUGCCUACAUCUGCUGGCCGCAAGAAAGACGACCAGAAACCUCUUAUCGGAAGUGAGUGGCGCCCUCUGGACGGUAAAGAGUUUGACGACAGGGACGGAGACUCUGGAUUCUGGACACCAGACACAGAAACCGACGAUAACCAAAACACAGAUACGAUGCCUUUUGGCUUUGGAAAGAAAAAGAAGAGCUCGUCUCUGGUCGAGAAAGAAUUAUCUCCUCCCCCACAACCUUCAAAAGAAGCAGAAAGUGCUGACGUCGUAGCAGAAAAGGUGGAAGAGACUGCUUAUUCCCCUGAAGAUGCGCAAGUUAACAAUGCCGAUCAGGUUACUGUGGCAGUAACAGAGACAGCCGUCGUCAUAGAAGAAGCCGUGGUCGAAAUGGUCACUUCAGACGCCAUGGACGGUGGGGCUGACCAUGUGGUCGAAACUGAAAUGAUCGGAAGGGAAGAGGAAGAAAUGAUCGAAAUAGACUUGAACACAGAAGAAGUGACCGCGCAAAUGGAAGAAAAAGACGUGUCUGACGAUGAGGAAGUUGCCAUGACAGAAGAACCGGAAAUGAUCGACCAAAUCACUACUGAAGACAAUGCGAUGGAGUUCGUCCUCUGGAACAAUGCCGAGGACUUAGCCGUCACACGAGAAGUGAUGUGUGUCGAUCUAAGCGAAUUGGACGAUGAUGAUGAGGUAGCCAUAUUAGAUCGAUUCGAAAUGUUAGGACAGCCUCCGGAGCCACUUCCUGUUGAGACCAUUGCAGAGAAAAAUGUCGCAGAGACUCCGGCGCCAGUAGUUGAAAAACAACCGAAAAAGCAACCCCGUGUUGAGUCAACCCCACUUAUUGGGAAGCAAACAAAAGUGAAAGACACACAGCCUGAUUCGAAUUCAAUCGUAAAAACCCGUAGCCGCUUUUUUUUCUUUUUUUUUUUCUUUCUUUCUUUCUUUCUUUUUCUUUCUUUCUUUAGGACGUACUCUCUCUCCCUCCUUCUCUCUCUGUUCUUAAUUCUUUCCUUGUUCUUUCUGUUUAUACUUUUUCUCUCUCACUGUUUUUCAUUCCAUUUUCUCUAUUUCUUUCAUUUUCUUUCUUACUCUUUCUUUGUGUUUUAUAAUUUCUAUCUCCCUGUUUUUCAUUCUUUUUUCUCUCUUUCAUACUCUUUCUUUCUUUCUUUCUUUCUUUCUUUCUUUCUUUCUUUCUUACUCUUUCUUUUUGUUUUAUACAUUUUAUCUCUAUCUGUCUUUUAUUCUCUCUCUCUUUUUCUUUCUGAAACUUUCUUUGUUACUCUGUCUUUCUGUUUUAUACAUUUUAUCCCUCUCUGUUUUUCAUUCACUCUUUCUUUCUUUUUUUUUACUCUUUCUUUCUGUUUUAUACUUUUUAUCUCUCUCUGUUUUCCAUUCCAUUUUUCCCUCUUUCUUUUUAUUUUCUCUUUCUGUUUUACAGUUUAUCCUUGUCUCUUCCCUUUUGCUAUUUUUAUAUUCCAUACUCACUUUUUAUUUAAUUCUCUCUAUCCAUCUUUCUGUAUUUCUCUUUUUUUUUCUCUCUCCACUUUCAUUUUUCAUUUUUAUUUAUUUACCGCUUUCUCUUGCCUCCUUCUUAACUACACACUCUGA